AUGUCCUACGCGGUUAAAAGGCCUCGCUUGGCCCUAAGCUGUGUAGUAUGCCGUCGCCGAAAGGUGAAAUGUGGAAAAGAACAGCCCCAAUGCCGCAACUGUGAGCGACUGGGAGAGAUAUGUGGAUAUGACGCAGGUGUUCGUGAUACAGAUACUGGUCGAGUCCUGCGAGUUGAAGAAACGAGAGAGAACCAUCCACCCUCAGUGGCAGCUUCAGGUGAACCAACUUUCAAGGGCCAUGAGAAGUCACCAGCUCAGCCGACUUCUAAUCGCGGAAAGCCUAUUUACCUCGCCCCGGAUUAUCUGACUCUACAGCGAGGGGCUCGUGUCCGACAUGUCAGUAGGACUUUCUGGGGGUUUGUGAAUGGCCAGGAAAGGCUGAAUGAUGCGUUCUUCUACUAUGAGAAACCAAUUCUAGAUGACUUGCCUCCGCCACAUAUCUCAGCCGUCUCUCUCGCAAGGGUUCUCUUUUUCUUGCCCGCGAAACCAGCCGCUGAUGCACUCGUUCAAUCAUUCUUCUUCAGUGUGUAUCCAAUCCAUCCUUUGGUCGACACUUCAACCUUCCAAAUCGAGUACGAGGUUUUCUGGGCAUGGGCUCGAGCUGGAAGUCUCCAACCACCCGCGAGAUUAGUUUCGGAUCCUACAUUCACUUGCCUCUUCUUUGCGGUUUUUUAUGCAGGAGCUUCCGUCAUAUCAUCAUCAACAUGGACAGAUGAUUCAUCUGCGUUGAAAGAUUUGGAUCGUGAGGCAACAAUCAACCAGCUCAAGGCAGCCUGCUCUGAUACGUUGUCUGCAUGUCGACACUCCGAACAUCCAACACUCAACACCCUGGUUGCAUCAAUUCUGGUUCAUGAAUUUUCCAAAAAGAGAUCAUUAAAUGAAGAUGCACUCUUCAUCGCAUCGACCAUCCGUCUAGCUCAGAGCAUGGGGCUCCAUCGAGAAAAUGAUGUUCCCGAUCUCGCUCCCACGAGAGAGCAACGACGGCAGAUAUGGUGGCACAUAGUUUGGUUGGAUGUCCAAUCGAGUCUUGCCAGUGGCUUGCCAACAUGUCUUGGAAAUAGUGCUCUAGAUGGAGUACACAUGAUUUCCGCGCCAGAAGACUGUGCCGUUAAGAAUCUUGCGAUUGGUCGGUAUGAAGCCGCACGGGUACUGAACAAGCUGAUGUCUCUGCUUCAAACCGACGCCUCCUGUAAUGCAGAUCAAAUGUCCCAAGAGAAAUUGAUUGAGCUUUUAGGGGCAGCCAAGUCCCUUAGUCACCUCAUCGAUAUCCUCAUUGUCAAGAUACCUAUCUUCGAAGAUGCCGAGGACAUACUUCCCGGGUAUUUGAGGGAAGCUUCCCUGAAGACGCACCUGGCUCUUUAUCAAGACAAAGGCAAAGCACCUACUUUAAUUGGCGCGUGGGCAAAAACAAGUUUGUGGCUCGUCAAAUUCGAGGUGGCCAUCAUGUUGAGGAAGUUGCUGCUUGGCCCUCCAGAUUCGGUGUCUUCUCAUGGGCCUUGGAAUCGGAUCUUUCAGUUAUCACUACUCUACCUCCGGACAUACCUGAGUCUUUGGAAAGCGUCAGCUUUCGAGCCCUAUGCUUGGUUUCUCGCAGAGUACUAUGGUCCCCAGCAGUGUGCUCUGUUGAUCUUGGUCUAUUUGAUUCAUCAUCAGGGAGUUGAGGAUGAGCCGAGAGCCCGCUACUACGUGGGUAGCUACUUAGAAUUUAUGAGUGGGAGAGAUCCAGCCAUCCCAAAUAAGAAGCCACAAACUCAGAUGGCAGUGAAUGUUAUUCGUGACCUCUGCAGACAGGCGGGCACUCGGAUGUCUUAUUUUGAAGAUAACCCUGUCGAACCUCAAUACAGGAGUGACUUCCGCGAGUUGCAAGAUACAGAUUUGUGGGAUUCUGUCACGAGUGACUCCGAAUGUGGCUUGCAUGGCGCAGAUCUUCAUUUAUAA
Penicillium subrubescens is the source of this 1938-nucleotide messenger RNA. RefSeq names its product Zn(II)2Cys6 transcription factor. The coding region runs from base 1 to 1938 and encodes 645 amino acids. Gene Ontology annotation, biological process: DNA-templated transcription; regulation of DNA-templated transcription. The transcript is spliced from 3 exons. Lineage: Eukaryota; Fungi; Ascomycota; Eurotiomycetes; Eurotiales; Aspergillaceae. Gene Ontology annotation, molecular function: DNA-binding transcription factor activity, RNA polymerase II-specific; DNA binding; zinc ion binding. Gene Ontology annotation, cellular component: nucleus. The record is from RefSeq and is a predicted model, not a curated record.